GCUAGACUUCAUCAUAGGAAAAAGACUCAUAACCAAAAACCUUAUCAAAAGAAAGAGAUGAGACAAAAUCUUCCACACAUUGCGCUGUGUGUGAAAGCUGCUAAAAGAUUUAUACAUCAUAGUCAUAGAAGUAGAUUAGUUUCUCUAUGACUUUUCUACAUAGACUUUUCAUUCCACAAAAAUAGUCCAAGGAUUCAUUUGGAGUUGAACACACCCCUGAAUUUGUAUUAUAGUAGAAUAAAACAGCAAGUUGCCUACAAUUAGCUGCAGAGGAGAACACAGAAGAGAGAAGAUGGUAAUUGCUAUAUUUUUCUUUCUUCUUCUCUCUACUUUGCAUACAGCAUCAGCACAACAAACACAAUAUUCCAAUAUAAGCUUAGGUUCUUCACUAACACCCACCGGUACCCACUCCUAUUGGCUAUCCCGUUCCGGUCUAUAUGCCUUCGGCUUCUACAAGGAAGCCAAUGACUAUGCUGUCGGCAUAUUUCUUGUUGGAUUUCCUGAAAAGACGACUGUGGUGUGGACAGCCAACAGAGACAAUUCCCAGCGGCUAGUCCCCAGCAAUACCACUUUGCUCUUGUCCAGCGAUGGAAGACUACUCUUGCAGCCAACACAAGGCCAAGACAUAUAUAUAGUUACGCUUGACCAAUCGGCUUCUUCGGCUUCCAUGCUUGAUUCGGGCAAUUUUGUGCUCUAUAACUCCAAUCAACAGAUCAUAUGGCAGAGCUUUGAGCACCCAACCGACACCCUUUUGCCAGGUCAACGCCUCUCAUCUGGGGAAGAACUGUUCUCUAGUGCUUCGAAUACUGACCACUCAAAGGGGCUAUUUCGUCUCAAGAUGCAAAGUGACGGGAACCUUGUGCAGUACCCGGUUGAUACUCCGGACACAGCCCCUUACUCUUACUGGACGUCUUGGUCAGAUGGAGUAGGAAACAACGUGACCCUCAAUCUUGAUGAUGAUGGUCAUCUCUACUUGCUAAACUCAAGUUCCGUCCUAAAAAACCUAACAGGAGGAUAUCCUAAAAAAGGAAUGAUGUAUCUGAUGAGAAUUGAUGUGGAUGGUAUCUUCCGGCUUUAUUCACACAGCUCGGAUCAGAAAGGCAACUGGUCAGUUCCAUGGGAAUCUUCAAAUGAUAAGUGUGACCCUAAAGGUCUAUGUGGCCUUAAUGGGUUUUGUACUACAAUGGAUGAGGAAGCUGAGUGUAACUGUCUUCCAGGAUUCGAUUUUGUUGAUCCAGACAAGUGGAGUUCAGGCUGCGAGAGGAAUUUCACAGCACCAAGUUGCAAAGACAAGGAAGAGAGUGUUGAAUACACGAUGAGGCCAUUAGAUAACACCAUGUGGGAAAAUAUUCCAUACUCUGUGUUACAAAUGCCAACCAAAGAAGAUUGUGAAGAAGCCUGUUUGGAGGAUUGUAACUGUGAGGCUGCACUAUACACGGACAGAGAGUGCAGAAAGCAGAGGCUUCCACUGAGAUAUGGAAGAAGAUUGCUGAGUGACUCAACAGUUGCUUUCAUCAAGGUGGGAACGUCUAAACGCAUCAUCAAUGGAGUCCCAGUUGACAAGCAUAAAGAAACCAAGAAAGAGCUAAGGUUGGACAUUCUGAUCGUCAGUAUUUUACUUGUUGCUUUGGCCUUUGUUGUGUUAGUGAUUUCUGGAAUGCUUAUAUAUAGAAAUCGUGUGUGGGCAUAUAAAAAGAUCUCUGAGAAGGGGAAUAUUGAAUUAGGUGAGGAUGUUGGUCCCAGAGCAUUCACUUAUGCAGAACUAGAGCAAGUAACAAAUGGCUUCAAGGAAGAGUUGGGUAGUGGAUCUUUUGGGAAGGUCUAUAAAGGUAGUAUGUCUAUGUUGUCAAGUCUAAAAAUGGUGGCUGUGAAGAGACUCGAGAAAGUGUUAGCAGAAGGAGAAAGGGAAUUUCAAACUGAGAUGAAAGUAAUAGGGAAAACCCAUCACCGGAAUCUAGUCCGCCUGCUUGGCUACUGCCUUGAUGGGACUAACAGACUUUUGGUAUAUGAAUACAUGAGCAAUGGGUCACUUGCAGAUAUACUCUUCGCGCCUGAAAAUCGGCCUAGUUGGGAUGAAAGAAUCAGAAUUGCUCUGGACAUUGCCAGAGGCAUUCUUUAUCUUCAUGAAGAGUGCGAAACACAGAUCAUCCAUUGUGACAUCAAACCCCAAAACAUACUCAUGGAUGAGUAUAGGCGUGCAAAAAUUUCUGACUUUGGAUUGGCGAAGCUUCUAAAGCCUGACGAGACUAAGACCUUUACCGGGAUCAGAGGAACAAGGGGUUAUGUUGCGCCUGAGUGGCAUUGUAAACUUCCCGUGACGGUUAAAGCAGAUGUUUACAGUUUUGGAAUUGUGUUGUUAGAGAUCAUAUGUUGUAGGAGGAGUGUAGAUUGGAGCCUUCCAGAGGAUGAAGCUGUUCUUGAAGAAUGGGUUUACAAUUGUUUUAACGCUUGUGAGAUGGGUAAACUCAUGGGCGAUGAGCAGAUUGACAAGCGAAAACUGGAGAGAAUGGUUAAAGUAGGGCUCUGGUGCAUCCAAGAUGAGCCAUCGCUCCGCCCUUCAAUGAAGAAAGUGUUAUUGAUGAUGGAAGGAACUGUAGACAUCCCAGUACCUCCCAGUCCUACUUCUUUUCUAAGUGCCAUAUAGUUUUUCUGGUUAGUUCCUCUUUGUUUUUCCUUGAUAAAGUAUUUGUAUUCAAACUCUAAAGUCAGUCACACUGUCCUUUGGAUGCUCUGCAA
This is a messenger RNA of Cornus florida, 2736 nucleotides long. RefSeq names its product G-type lectin S-receptor-like serine/threonine-protein kinase LECRK3. Gene Ontology annotation, molecular function: ATP binding; protein serine/threonine kinase activity. The record is from RefSeq and is a predicted model, not a curated record. Gene Ontology annotation, biological process: protein phosphorylation; recognition of pollen. Bases 293 to 2644 code for a protein of 783 amino acids. Lineage: Eukaryota; Viridiplantae; Streptophyta; Magnoliopsida; Cornales; Cornaceae. The transcript has a single exon.